Messenger RNA from Patiria miniata (bat star), 2564 nucleotides. Its product is annotated as monocarboxylate transporter 13-like. NCBI's taxonomy places the organism in Eukaryota, Metazoa, Echinodermata, Asteroidea, Valvatida, Asterinidae. The record is from RefSeq and is a predicted model, not a curated record. The transcript has 7 exons. Gene Ontology annotation, molecular function: transmembrane transporter activity. Gene Ontology annotation, biological process: transmembrane transport. The coding region runs from base 636 to 2072 and encodes 478 amino acids.
GCUAUUAAAGAGCUAGAAUGUAUAGAGAACCCAGUGGGAUGUUCUGAGAGAACCCCUAUGCAAUCAGUGGAUGUGUUGACGGUGGGUUGCCCUAAGAGAACCCCUCAAGAGAUAGAACUGAGAACACAGUGGUACUCUGAGAGAACGCCAUACGAUGCUCUUAGAGAACGCAAUAAUGAGAACCCAAAUGUUGUUUGGAGAAACAAAAGCCAUUAUUACACUGCUUACGAUGUUGGUUGAACAAAAUUUCGAUACUGGAAAUAAUUAAAGUGCCCUGUUUUUCUUUUCGGUUUGUUGCGACUAAAGCACGCACAAAAUUAUUUUCGGGAUCAGAUUAGCGCAGAAUGAUUUUGGCGUUGGAGGCCUCGAGUGCGUGCCGGACGUACAUGUGCGGGUUUGUGCCAUGUUCCACACAAUGUCGGGUCGCACUUGUUUAUACCAGAGGGCGCUAGGCGUUGUGGCAAGAGUCAGUUCUCAGAGCACAGGCUGGGCUAGAGCUAGAGCUAGAGCUGUACACUAAAAAUGAUGCUUAUAAUGGACGCACUGGUGCGUUGCCGUUGGACACAGGAGAGCCAGCUACCACGAUUCUGUUUGUAAAUCUAUCCCCAUUUUGUGCUACCGGUGUAUUUUCCGUCAUGGCGGAAUCUCACAGCUUUACGGGACUGUCUUCCUUCGUGAAAAGAUACCACGGACAUUUCAUGGUGAUCAUCGUGUUCUUGCAGUUGUUCACAGCGACUGGGCCUGCCUACACUUACAGCAUUCUCUUCGUUAGUGUUCAGGAGGAAUUUGCUGCCGGGGCGGCAUUAACGGUGCACAUUUUCCACUCAUUCAUGAAGACGGGAAAACGCCUUUGUUUAAACUGGUGGGUAGGAUCACUUGCCAGCGCUUUGAUUUUUUGUAGCCCGAUAUCUCCCGUGCUCAUCAAGCGAUUGGGUCCCAGGGUGGUGGCCAUGCUAGGAGCCACACUGCUGACCUGCGGACUAGUUGCAACAUCAUUCGUGCCUGCUCUGGCCUACGCCUUCCUGACGUUCGGAAUACUUGUAGGUGUCGGCGGGAAUUUUAUAUAUCAGUCUGGAGUCAAGGUUAUAUUAGAUUGGUAUCCGAGAGACAACUGCUCCAGGGCUACAGCUGGGGCGGUGCUGGGCACAUCUGUGGGUAUUUUGGCGUUUGCUCCGCUCCUCAAUGCACUUAUUGCGACAUACGGAUGGCGAAAUGCUCUGCGGAUAAUUGGCGGCAUAACUUUCGUCUUAAGUGCAGCCUGCGGUGCGUUCAUCGCUAGCCCGACCGAAGAGAAAACGCGAGAGAAUGGAGUCGAAGAGGGGAAGGAUGCUUCCACUGACGCAGCUAGCGAGGUCGUUGCCAAUAACAGUACCGAGGGAGCGACAUUCCAACGUACACUCGCCAGGGUCCUGCUUCGAGCAGACACGUGGCUUUGGCUCAUUGGAUUUAUGUUGAGCAAUCUUGGUUGGACAUUCUUCAUCAUUAAUUAUGCAAGCUUCACUGAGUACGAUCGCGGAUUCACCCCUGACCAGGUUACCGUAUCCGUGGUCUUGGCGGCAGUUGGUGAAAUCCUUGGCAAGUUGUUGUUCUCGAUCUUCGGCGAUCGUCUGCCGUGUCUCAAGAUCUACGCCGUGGCCGUUACGGGCAUACUGGGAGCUGUCGCAUCUGGCCUGGUGACUGUAUUGUACAACGUGACGGCUGUGUACACGUUUUCAUUUCUCUUGGGACCUGUUCGCGGUGUGUCGUAUGUAUCUCCGUACCCGGCAGCGAUGGAGAUAUUCGGAGACUUCGGAUCUGAUCUAGUCACUGUGUUACUGCUUGUGCCGAUCGGCAUCGGGUUAUUUAUUGGUGGUCCACUGACAGGUGGUCUUUUUGACUUGACGGGAGACUACACGCUAAGCCUGAUCAUUGUUGCAGCCAUACUUGUAUGUUCAACAGUCAGCUUGAUGAUCAUACCUUUAAAGAAGCAGCUUGAAACCAGACGAGUUGCGCGAAAUUUACAUCGCGCAUCGGUAGACGACUUCAAGAUUCCCGCUGAAAAUCCGGUCGCUGGCGAAUCCCUAGAACUUUAGAUGGAUCAAAUCCCACGACCACACGACCUUUGUUGUGGGCAAAGCCUUGGGAAAACUCGCAAUAUAACUUUUAUGGACAGAAUAUUUUUUUGAAAUCAACCCUUUAUUCAAAAGUUCGUCCAGAUAACAAGGCCUUAAGUAACAGAUUUGUACCAGAAUUAUUAUUUUUGUAUCCCUCUCAGGGCCCGGCCCGGGGUGUUUUGGGUCUUUUGAGGACCGGGGCACAUAUUGUGCAUUUGUUUAAAUGUAAAUGCUUACACGUUUGGAACUAACAUUUUUGGGUUAAUGUUCAUCGAAUCAUACAUUUUUCUUUGACAUUCAAAGACACAGCUAGAGGGUGCUAUACUUACAUUUUAGGGGCUAUAUAUUAAUUUUUCUCAAAAAAUUUAAUUGUUUUCCCCAACCAAAACUGGCACAAAUGAACAACGGAAAUCUUCUUAAUGCUUUAAAUUGUUUUCAUGCAACAACUCAGGCGCGGUUCUAGAACCAAUA